GGAGCUGUAUCGCCUGAACUGCGCAUGCGCGGAGUGAACAGACUGGGGUCUGUUCUCUGGAGUGAAACGUUAGUAAAGUGCUGCGAUGUCAGCGAGGACUGUUUUCCACACCAGGCAGUGGCUGCCUUUCGUCUCCAGUUUCCACCGCCGUGCUGUGAUCGUCCAGAAGCUCUGCAUAUCUACACAUAAUGACGAAGUGCGCUUGGCCGAGGAAGCAAGCAAGAAAUACGGCAGUCCUGCACCAACUAUAUUCUCCAAAAUCAUUGACAAAAGUGUUCCUGCAGGUAUAUUUUUUGAGGAUGACAAGUGCCUAGCUUUCAGGGAUAUCAGUCCCCAGGCCCCUGUGCAUUUUCUGGUUAUUCCAAGGAUUCCCAUUCCAAGGAUCAGUGAAGCACAUGAUGACGAUGCACUGCUCCUUGGUCACCUCUUGGUGGUUGCUAAAAACCUGGCAAUGAAAGAGGGAUUGGAUGAAGGAUACAGAAUUGUGAUCAAUGACGGAAAACAUGGAGCUCAGUCUGUAUAUCACCUACACAUCCAUGUGCUUGGAGGACGACAGAUGCAGUGGCCUCCAGGAUAGAUGGACCAUUUGGCAAAUGUUCUGUAUUAUUUAACAGCGGUGAUUAUAAGUUGAUCAUAAGUAAAUUAAUUCAGAGUUAAAUGAAUCAGGAAUAACAAAAUGGAGAUGAGAAUACAAGGAGGAAUACCAGUUUAGCUGGAAAAACCUAUCUUCUGGCUAAUAUAACUCAAUAGGAAUAAUGAAAAGAACCUCAUGAAAUAGGUAAUAAAGAAAUUUAAGAAUGUAAAUCAUAUAUUUGACAGCAGUAAAAUUGCCAAAUAUCUUCUCCAGGCCAUUUUUGAGCUUCUCAUUCCCACUGCUUUAACUGCUUCAAAUGACUUUAUUGUAUCACAGAAAACACGGGCCAGUUUCCCAGACCCAGAUUAAGGCUAAGCCUAGCCAAAGCAGAAUUUGAUUUUAUGUUAACUCUGCAGUUUAGUCCAAGAAUAGGCCUAAUCAAUAUCUAGGAAACUGUCCCUUAAAGAAUAAAGAAUUAUGCUGAAAUAAAUAGUAUUAAUUAUUUGAUAAUGUUCUUUAUGGAACAAAAAGUUGUUCUUCUCUGAUCCUUCUUUUUAGAGCAAAGAACUAUCUGACACUUUGCCAGUGCAGAGUCUAGUCCACAUUCAAUAACAUCUUAAAUAAUAACUUUUUGUUUUUCCUUUUUUGUUUUCAGUAUUAUUGGCAGCUGUCAUUUGUGUUGUGAACAUUUUGUGAUAAAAUGGUCCCAAAAUACAUGAAAUAAAAUCUUGUUACAUUAGUGUACAGUAAAA
Messenger RNA from Pygocentrus nattereri (red-bellied piranha), 1326 nucleotides. It is a transcript of the gene hint2, whose product is annotated as histidine triad nucleotide binding protein 2. Bases 86 to 577 code for a protein of 163 amino acids. The transcript is spliced from 5 exons. Gene Ontology annotation, cellular component: cytoplasm; mitochondrion. Gene Ontology annotation, molecular function: hydrolase activity. Lineage: Eukaryota; Metazoa; Chordata; Actinopteri; Characiformes; Serrasalmidae. The record is from RefSeq and is a predicted model, not a curated record.